AUGGCGGCGGCGGCCGAGCCCGGGGCCCGCGCCUGGCCGGCCGGCGGCCCCCCACGCCCCGGGGCCCCGACCUGCGGCUCCCAGCCGGGCGACGGAGGGAGCGCGUGCGCGCAGUCGGGGCGCGCGGGCGCCGGACCCCCGGGCCCCGCCGCGCCGGGCCACAGCUUCCGGAAGGUGACGCUCACCAAGCCCACCUUCUGCCACCUGUGCUCCGACUUCAUCUGGGGGCUGGCCGGAUUCCUGUGCGACGUCUGCAACUUCAUGGCCCACGAGAAGUGCGUGAAGCGCGUGAAGACCCCGUGCUCCAGUGUUGCCCCAAGCAGGGUCCGGGUGCCCGUGGCCCACUGCUUCGGCCCCCGCGGACUCUACAAACGCAAGUUCUGCGCUGUGUGCCGCAAGGGCCUGGAGGCGCCCGCGCUGCGCUGUGAAGUGUGCGAGCUGCAUGUUCACCCCGACUGUGUGCCCUUCGCCUGCAGCGACUGCCGCCAGUGCCACCAGGACGGGCACCUGGACGCCGACUGGCGCCAGCACCACUGGCGGGAAGGGAACCUAUCGCCCGGCGCGCGCUGCGAGGUGUGCAGGAAGACAUGUGGCUCCUCGGACGUGCUGACCGGUGUGCGCUGCGAGUGGUGCGGAGUCCAGGCCCACGCGUCCUGCUCCGCGGCGCUCGGCCCCGAGUGCACCUUCGGGCGCCUGUGCUCCGUGCUGCUGCCGCCCGCCUGCGUGCGCCUGCUGUCCCGCAACUUCCGCAAGACGCACUGCUUCCGCAUCGCCGACGCCCCGGAGCCAGGCGAGGACGCUGGCGCGGAUGCGGGCCCCAGCAAGGAGGCGCCGGCGUCGCCGGAGUCUGGCAAACAGACUCUGAGGGUCUUCGAUGGCGAUGACGCCCUGAGGAGGAACCACUUCCGGGCGGUCACUGUGCCCCGCGGGGCCAGGAGCGAGGAGGUGCUGGGGGCAGCGCUGCGGGCCUACUACCUCAGCGAGGACCUGGGCGACUUCCACCUGCAGCCCCUGCCCCCGGCCCCCCGUGCUGGCGAUGCUGGGGCCAUGGAGGAGGGGGGCAGCUCAGGGCCCCACGAGGCGGCGCCCGGGGCCUGGGUCAUCCGAGCUGUGCCCCGGGCCCAGGAGCUCCUCCACGUCUACCCUGGCUGGCCUUGGGCAGGCGUGGCCCACGUGGCCGUGCUGGUGACUGCACAGAGCACAGCCGGGACCGUGACGCGGGAGGCCCUGCAGCUGCUCGGCCGCCAGGCCGAGGGUCCUGAGAGCUUCCGGCUGGAGGAGGUGCUCAUGGACAGCAGGCACGUCCAGCGGAUGGUGCUGGCCCGUGAGGAGCCCCUGCUUGACCGGCUUCGGGACAUCCGGCAGACGUCCGUGUGGCAGGGCAGCCAGACGCGGUUCUACGUGAGCGAGAGCAGAGCGGCGGCCCCACGCGUCUCCCUGUUUGUGGGGGGGCUGCCACUUGGCCUGUCCCCCCAGGAGUACAGUGACCUACUGCACGAGGCCAUGGCCACCAAAGCUGCCGUGUCAGUGAGCCACGUCUACUCCUCCCAAGGCGCCGUGGUGCUGGACGUGGGCUGCUUUGCCGAGGCCGAGCGGCUGUACAUGUUGGUCAGGGACACCGCUGUGCGUGGCCGGCCGCUGACGGCACUGGUGCUCCCGGAAGUGCUGCACACGAAGCUGCCCCCAGACUGCCGCCCCCUCCUGGUAUUCGUGAACCCCAAGAGUGGGGGCCUCAAGGGCCGGGACCUGCUCUGUAGCUUCCGGAAGCUGCUGAACCCUCACCAGGUCUUCGACCUGACCAACGGGGGGCCUCUUCCAGGGCUGCACCUCUUCUCCCGGGUGCCAAGCUUCCGGGUGCUGGUGUGCGGUGGAGACGGCACAGUGGGCUGGGUGCUCGCCGCCCUGGAAGAGACGCGGCGCCGGCUGGCCUGCCGGGAGCCUUCCGUGGCCAUCUUGCCGCUGGGCACAGGGAAUGACCUGGGCCGGGUCCUGCGCUGGGGCGCGGGCUACAGCGGCGAAGACCCCCUGUCUGUGCUGGUGUCUGUGGACGAAGCGGACGCCGUACUUGUGGACCGCUGGACCAUCCUGCUGGACGCCCAGGAGGCCGGCGGUGGGCAGGACAGCGUGGCGGAGCUGGAGCCCCCCAAGAUUGUACAGAUGAGUAACUACUGUGGCAUUGGCAUCGACGCUGAGCUCAGCCUGGACUUCCACCAGGCGCGGGAGGAGGAGCCGGGCAAGUUCACAAGCAGGUUCCACAACAAGGGCGUGUACGUGCGCGCUGGGCUGCACAAGAUGAGUCAGGUGCGCAGCCUGCACAAGGAGAUCCGGCUGCAGGUGGAGCAGCAGGAGGUGGAGCUGCCCAGCCUCGAGGGCCUCAUCUUCAUCAACAUCCCCAGCUGGGGCUCGGGGGCCGACCUGUGGGGCUCCGACAGCGACUCGAGGUUCGAGAAGCCACGCAUGGACGACGGGCUGCUGGAGGUGGUGGGUGUGACGGGAGUAGUGCACAUGGGCCAGGUCCAGGGCGGGCUGCGCUCUGGAAUACGCAUCGCCCAGGGCUCCUACUUCCGCGUCACGCUCCUCAAGGCCACUCCCGUCCAGGUGGAUGGUGAGCCCUGGGUCCAGGCUCCCGGGCACAUGAUCAUCUCUGCCGCGAGCCCCAAGGUCCACAUGCUGAGGAGGGCCAAGCAGAAGCCCAGGAGGCCGGGGACCUCCAGGGACACCUGCACAGAUGCUGGGCCAGCCCCCGAGGGCGGCCCCAAGUAGGGGUGCACACAGGAGCGUCCGCGCCCACCUUGGCUUUCGUCUGCAGGCGGACCACGUGGUGGCCGCCCCUCCCCGGAGUGUGGGGGGUCUCCACCCUCGCCCACUUGGUGUCACGGGGAAGCUGCUGGGCCUAGGGACAGGCGGGCAGAUCUGGCCCCAGCUGGUGUCAGGGUUCCGUGGAAGGGAGGUGCCCCUCCUGCUGUGCGGUGCUGCUGCAGGCCGCGCUCUGGCCUGGCACACACCGGCCUCUGCCAGUUCCCAGGCCCUUCCUCCUCACUCCACCCAGAGGGAGGGCCCUCCAUGCCUUGUCACUAGACGGGGGCCUGGGCCACGGGUGGCAGUGGUCCUGUGCUUCUGGCCAGGCUCUGCCCACUCUGAGGCCCAGAGGGCCCCAUCAGGCCGGGUGGGUCUGGGGACCGAGCGCCCUCAGGCCCCCCGUAGCACUUUGCACAUGGGUGUGGCCUCUGCUCACUCCGCCCCCUCCACGCCUUGUGCAGAGACCCACCUCCCACGUGGGGUACACUUACGGGCACCCCGGCUGGAUGAGGGCCUUCCUGCCUCAGACUCCGAGGAGCCACCCAGGGGGGGUGUCCCAAGGGCCAAGUGUUUCCUGUCAGUGGGCAUGGCCCAGGCUGUGCUGCUGAAGGGGAGGGGGGGCGGCAGCCCUGGGUGCCACUAGGCCCGAGUGCCCUCCCUGCUUCUGCCAAAACUGCAGGCCAGUGCGUCGUGUCGGCUGCGUGGUCUUGGUGUGCACGCCUGGCCUGUUCCAUCACCUGCAGUCUUGGGAACAGGUCUGAAUGGUGUGCUUCGUUCCGUGCAAGCCCUGGUGUUGGUCUGUAGGCUGCGUCCGGGUGAUUCGUCCUCUGUGUUUGCCCUGCUGGGGCUGUGGCCCCGGCGCACUGGUCCCCUCCCUGUGAGUUGUCGUCUACCUGAAUGUAACAGUAACUUAAAUCCGGGACAGACAGCCGGGUACA
Messenger RNA from Lepus europaeus (European hare), 3737 nucleotides. RefSeq names its product diacylglycerol kinase theta (gene DGKQ). The transcript is spliced from 23 exons. The coding region runs from base 1 to 2763 and encodes 920 amino acids. Gene Ontology annotation, molecular function: ATP-dependent diacylglycerol kinase activity. The record is from RefSeq and is a predicted model, not a curated record. Lineage: Eukaryota; Metazoa; Chordata; Mammalia; Lagomorpha; Leporidae. Gene Ontology annotation, biological process: lipid phosphorylation; diacylglycerol metabolic process; intracellular signal transduction.